Osmia bicornis bicornis is the source of this 760-nucleotide messenger RNA. RefSeq names its product short neuropeptide F (gene sNPF). The transcript has 5 exons. The record is from RefSeq and is a predicted model, not a curated record. The coding region runs from base 173 to 526 and encodes 117 amino acids. Lineage: Eukaryota; Metazoa; Arthropoda; Insecta; Hymenoptera; Megachilidae.
UGUCCUAUCGUGCAAUUCGCAGAUUUCAAAGAUCUCAAUCUCCAAUAAGUUAACUCGACGAUUCAGUGAAAACAUCUUGAUUUCUACUUGCUUUGAACGAGUUUUUUCCUUGGAUUGGCUUUAUGAUAAGAUCGGAGAUCAGGGGUGAAAAUUGAAAGGAAGAAAUUCGUACAUGCAUUCCGGUAACUUUAAUAAGAUGGUAACUAAAGUCUACGUAAAGGCAACUUUGCUCUUCACUGUGAUCGGUUUGGUUCUUGGCGCCGAAAAUUAUAUAGACUAUGGAGAUGAAAUAGCGGAUAAGACACCAGCGGAAAAUAUUCGUGAUCUUUAUAAACUUCUGAUGCAGCGCGCUACUUUAGAAAACGCCGGAUUUGGUGAGGUUCCAUUGGAACAUUUGAUGAUUCGUAAGUCUCAACGAUCACCGUCAUUGCGCUUACGUUUUGGACGUUCGGAUCCUCACCUAACUAUGGCAUUAUUAUCGAGACGUUUAAACGCCAUCGUACCACCGAGAUUUGAAGAUAACUAAAUCAAACCGAAGUUCCGUCAUUUCAUGAAUCGUUUUUUCUUAGUUGGGAAAAGUAAUAGUUAAUUGCUGUAACAGUAUCUGGAAAUGGAUGCUGCAUGAAAAUAUCAAAAAUAAAAAGAAAUUAUGUGAUCCUGGGUAAACCUAAAUGUUUAUGUACCGAAUUUUUAAAAAUUUCGAAAACAAACUUCAAUUCUGCAUUUCUUUUCUUACAUAUAUCUGUAUUAUUAUUUAAUG